UUGUUUUGCAGCCUGGGUUUGAUUUACACAACUUCCGCUGAAAUGAAAAUGUGGAAAUUGUGUCUCCUCUUCAUCUUUCCACUUCUGUGCUCGACGCUCGGAGAGGACACAGUGGCAGAAGAUGUCGGUGUCCAUCAACUGCAGCGUUUGGUGGAGUUGCUGACGCACAAAGAGUGCGAGGACCUUCUGGUCGUCCUCUCUCAGCCGGAGGAGAACAUCUUCCAGCAUCUCGAGCGCCUCUCACCAGGGAAAAACCAGCUGGAUCUCAAACCGCGGGCCAAGAGGGACACAUCUUCCUCUGAGGAUAGCGAGGCCGAGUGCCGGACGGCCCUGACAGACUGGCUGCUGAGAUACGGCGAGCGGAUCUACUACGACAAGCUUUCUCGCUCCUUGCAGCAGGUCGGCAGAACCGACAUCGCCAUUGAAGUGGGGACGAACAUCAACGAGGACAAAACCUUGAACCUGAAGCGCUACGUUGACGACUAUCACACGUACGUGAGCUCGUUAAACGUCCCAUCAAUCCAGUCGGAUGCGAAUCGCCAGGAGGAUGCAGGUCACAGGAGAAAAAGAAAAAGGAAAGUCAAGGAUCUGUCAUGGCGUGACCUGGACCUGGUUGUGGAGGUGGGUCCUGUGCCUCCAUACCUGAAGGGACCGUUGGAUGUGGUUCUGCCCGUCCUGUACGGCGUGCUGCUUGGGUUCGGAGGCUCCUUGUUCGUCGGUGUCUCUGUCUUCCUCAUCGCCAUCCACGUCUCCCACAGAGCCGCCGCCACCGCCGCCACCGGCAGCUCUGGCUCCAAGCUCAAGGUCUGAUAUGUAGGAUGCAGCUCCUGGGAGGUCACA
Paralichthys olivaceus (Japanese flounder) is the source of this 840-nucleotide messenger RNA. It is a transcript of the gene tmdd1, whose product is annotated as transmembrane and death domain 1. Lineage: Eukaryota; Metazoa; Chordata; Actinopteri; Pleuronectiformes; Paralichthyidae. The record is from RefSeq and is a predicted model, not a curated record.